GUUACUAAUCUUUUUCGUUACCUCAGGAUGUGGUUGUUUUGUUAGUGUCUACUUAGUUACUGUAUUUUGUAAUAUUUAUUCACACAGCUGAUUUAGGAAUUCAGAACAGUGAAAUCUGAGGAGGAAUCUGAGGAGGAGGAGUUUAUAGCUUUAAGGCACGAGGAGCUUACAGCUUUUUAAUAUAAAUUGUUCCCAGAAUCCAUGUCACAGCUCCUUAUAUGGUGCUGCUUUUUUCUUCUCGGUUGCUAUGACAACAGCAGCACUGCACCAUUCAUCAGCUCUGGACCUGGGCUGCAUUGCUAGCCCUCCGUGUUACUCCUGAAUGUUAAGAACAUCCGUGAAUCAUUCACUAUGUUAAUGCUGCGCCAUUAGAAACCUAAGAACCAGUCCUUCCAGCAGUUUGCUCUACCAGGAGGGUAAACUAAACUGCGCCACAGAGGAAAAAUUACAUAAAAGCAUCUUUUUCUCCUAAGGGAAUCAUACAGUCUAUCUCUGCUGCAGUAUUCUGAAAGGAUAAGCUUCUGUCAGGCGAUCUAAUGAAAAGAACUCAUCUGUAAUCUUUUUUGAAAUCAUUAGCUGUUCAAAACAAGUAUCACAUUGCAUCUCUGGAUAUAAAAAGAAGCAGGUGAUGUUGUUAGGGGUUCUAAGCUCCUUUGGGAGCAUCACUUGUGCUUUGGGACCAUAAUCAACAUCUGCUGUAAGAAGUAUCACCUGUAACGCGCAGUAAGUUCUGGGCAGUGUGAAGAACUGGCUGGGGAAGAUUUAAAGUGUGGAUCAUCCACUGAUAUGUCAGAUCUGAUAACAGCAUGACCAGUGAGUAAGAAGAAGCCUUUCAGGUUUGCAGGAGAAAAAGCUAUAUAGUAUUGACUAAUGAGGAAGAAAAACUAAAGCCUCCCCUCUGAGGAAGGCAAAGUUUGUUGAGAGCCCACGAAUUCCAGAAUCCGAGCUUGGCUCACCAACCCUCGCUUCAGCUCAGAAACUGGACGUGGAUGCAUACUGUCCUGGUGAUGCUGAACAGGAACUUGGUCCCCCUCCAUCUGUAGAUGAGGCAGCAAACACACUCAUGACUCGUCUGGGUUUCCUCCUCGGAGAGAAAGUCUCGGAAGUUCAGCCAGGUGACCAAUACAGCAUGGAAGUACAGGAUGAAAAUCAGACUUCAGCAAUCACCCAGCGGAUAAGUCCCUGUUCCACCUUGACUAGUAGCACUGCCUCUCCACCAGCCAGUAGCCCCUGCUCCACCCUCCCGCCAGUCAGUACAAAUGCAACUGCCAAGGACUGCAGCUAUGGGGCUGUUACUAGUCCAACCUCUACCCUUGAAAGCAGAGAUAGCGGCAUCAUUGCUACUUUGACAAGCUAUUCUGAAAACGUGGAACGCACAAAAUAUGUUGGGGAAAGCAGUAAAGAAUUAGGAUCUGGAGGAAACCUGAAACCUUGGCAGUCUCAAAAAUCCAGUAUGGAUUCGUGUUUGUAUCGAGUAGAUGAAAACAUGACGGCUUCCACCUAUAGUCUGAAUAAGAUCCCUGAGAGGAAUUUGGAAACUGUUCUAUCGCAGUCAGUACAGUCUAUUCCUCUGUAUCUUAUGCCACGGCCAAAUUCAGUAGCAGCCACAAGCUCUGCCCACUUGGAGGACCUUGCUUACCUGGAUGAACAGAGACAUACACCAUUGAGAACUUCUCUUCGAAUGCCGAGGCAGAGCAUGGGCGGUGCUCGCACACAACAGGAUCUGAGAGUUCAUUUUGCACCUUAUAGGCCUCCAGAUAUCUCCCUGAAGCCUCUGCUCUUUGAAGUGCCCAGCAUCACUACAGAGUCAGUGUUUGUUGGCCGGGAUUGGGUUUUCCACGAAAUAGAUGCUCAACUUCAAAGUUCAAAUGCCAGCGUGAACCAAGGAGUAGUGAUUGUGGGAAACAUUGGGUUCGGCAAAACUGCCAUCAUCUCCAGACUGGUGGCCCUCAGCUGCCACGGAACACGGAUGAGACAGAUCGCCUCAGACAGCCCACAUGCCUCCCCCAAACAUGUGGACGCCAACAGAGAGCUGCCACUCACACAGCCACCCUCAGCCCACUCGUCCAUCCCCAGUGGAAGCUGCCCAGGGACCCCAGAAAUGCGCAGGCGGCAGGAGGAGGCCAUGCGGAGACUAGCCUCACAGGUGGUUGCCUAUCACUAUUGCCAAGCAGAUAAUGCCUACACCUGCCUGGUACCAGAAUUUGUCCACAAUGUUGCUGCCCUGCUCUGCCGCUCACCUCAGCUGGCAGCCUAUCGGGAGCAGCUUCUUCGGGAGCCUCAUUUACAGAGCAUGUUGAGCCUUCGGUCCUGUGUUCAAGACCCCAUGGCCUCCUUCCGGAGGGGAGUCCUGGAGCCCCUGGAGAAUCUCCACAAAGAGAGAAAAAUCCCAGAUGAAGAUUUCGUCAUCUUAAUUGAUGGAUUAAAUGAAGCAGAAUUUCACAAACCGGAUUAUGGGGAUACAAUUGUGUCAUUUCUGAGUAAAAUGAUUGGAAAAUUUCCGUCUUGGCUCAAACUAAUUGUCACAGUUAGGACCAGUUUACAGGAAAUUACCAAGCUGCUGCCUUUCCAUAGGAUUUUUUUGGAUCGACUAGAAGAGAAUGAAGCCAUAGACCAGGACCUGCAGGCUUACAUCCUGCACCGGAUACACAGCAGCUCAGAGAUCCAGAAUAACAUUUCACUUAAUGGCAAAAUGGACAAUACUACAUUUGGCAAACUCAGUUCUCAUCUCAAGACCCUCAGUCAAGGGUCCUAUCUAUACCUGAAACUCACAUUUGACCUCAUAGAGAAAGGCUAUCUAGUGUUAAAGAGCUCUAGCUACAAAGUAGUUCCUGUUUCACUCUCUGAGGUUUAUUUACUCCAGUGCAAUAUGAAGUUCCCAACCCAGUCUUCCUUUGACCGGGUGAUGCCUCUCCUGAAUGUGGCAGUGGCCUCCCUGCACCCACUGACUGAUGAACAUAUCUUCCAGGCCAUCAAUGCUGGUAGCAUUGAAGGCACCCUAGAAUGGGAGGAUUUUCAGCAGAGAAUGGAGAACCUCUCCAUGUUCCUAAUCAAGCGCAGAGACAUGACUCGUAUGUUUGUACAUCCUUCUUUUCGAGAAUGGCUUAUCUGGAGAGAAGAAGGAGAGAAAACCAAAUUUCUCUGUGAUCCCAGGAGUGGUCACACAUUACUUGCUUUCUGGUUUUCCCGCCAAGAAGGAAAACUAAACCGACAGCAGACUAUAGAGCUGGGACAUCACAUCCUCAAAGCACACAUUUUUAAGGGUUUGAGUAAAAAAGUUGGCGUGUCCUCCUCUAUCCUCCAAGGUCUCUGGAUCUCCUACAGCACAGAAGGCCUUUCCAUGGCAUUGGCAUCUUUACGAAAUCUCUACACUCCAAAUAUAAAGGUCAGCCGACUCCUGAUCUUGGGAGGUGCCAAUAUUAAUUACCGGACAGAGGUUUUAAAUAAUGCUCCAAUUCUGUGUGUGCAGUCUCAUCUUGGUUACACAGAAAUGGUGGCCCUGCUGUUGGAGUUUGGGGCCAACGUGGAUGCGUCUUCGGAAAGCGGCCUGACUCCUCUGGGCUAUGCCGCGGCAGCAGGCUACCUGAGCAUCGUUGUGCUGCUGUGCAAGAAACGCGCCAAGGUGGAUCAUUUGGACAAGAAUGGGCAGUGCGCUUUGGUCCAUGCUGCACUCCGAGGUCAUCUGGAGGUUGUCAAGUUUUUGAUUCAGUGUGACUGGACGAUGGCCGGCCAGCAACAAGGAGUAUUUAAGAAGAGCCACGCCAUCCAGCAGGCCCUCAUCGCUGCAGCCAGCAUGGGCUACACCGAGAUUGUCUCCUACCUACUUGAUCUUCCAGAAAAAGAUGAAGAAGAAGUAGAGCGAGCGCAGAUCAACAGCUUUGACAGUCUCUGGGGAGAGACAGCACUGACAGCUGCAGCUGGAAGGGGCAAACUGGAGGUAUGUCGUCUGCUCUUGGAACAGGGGGCAGCAGUGGCCCAGCCAAACCGCCGAGGGGCAGUGCCCCUAUUCAGCACUGUCCGCCAGGGCCAUUGGCAGAUUGUUGAUCUUUUACUCACCCAUGGAGCUGAUGUCAACAUGGCAGACAAGCAGGGUCGUACCCCGCUGAUGAUGGCUGCCUCUGAAGGCCAUCUAGGAACUGUGGACUUUCUACUUGCACAAGGUGCCUCCAUUGCUCUCAUGGACAAAGAAGGGCUGACAGCACUCAGCUGGGCUUGUUUGAAGGGUCAUCUCUCAGUAGUACGUUCUCUGGUGGAUAAUGGAGCCGCUACGGACCAUGCUGACAAGAAUGGCCGCACCCCAUUGGAUCUGGCAGCUUUCUAUGGUGAUGCCGAGGUGGUCCAGUUCCUGGUGGAUCACGGGGCCAUGAUCGAGCAUGUUGACUAUAGCGGAAUGCGCCCUUUGGAUAGGGCUGUGGGGUGCCGGAACACUUCUGUUGUUGUCACUCUUCUGAAGAAAGGAGCCAAGAUAGGUUGUCAGACGUUACCGAGUCGCCCACGAGGUCCAGCCACAUGGGCGAUGGCCACCUCCAAACCAGACAUCAUGAUCAUCCUGUUGAGCAAGCUGAUGGAAGAGGGGGACAUGUUUUAUAAGAAAGGUAAAGUAAAGGAAGCUGCCCAGCGCUACCAGUACGCUCUGAAGAAAUUCCCUAGAGAAGGGUUUGGUGAGGACUUGAAAACCUUCCGGGAACUAAAGGUGUCUCUCCUCCUCAACCUCUCUCGAUGUCGCAGGAAAAUGAACGAUUUUGGAAUGGCGGAGGAAUUUGCUACUAAGGCCUUGGAGCUGAAACCGAAAUCUUAUGAAGCUUACUAUGCGAGAGCAAGGGCCAAACGCAGCAGCAGACAGUUUGCAGCAGCCUUAGAGGAUCUGAACGAGGCCAUCAAGCUGUGCCCAAACAACCGUGAGAUCCAGAGGCUCCUGCUGCGCGUGGAGGAAGAGUGCCGACAGAUGCAGCCGCCGCCGCCGCCGCCUCAGCAGCCGCCUCAGCCGCCGCUACCAGAAGAAACGGAACCCGAAGCACAGCACGAAGAUGUAUACUCUGUACAGGAUAUGUUCGAGGAGGAGUACCUGGAACAGGAUGUUGAAAAUGUCUCCAUUGGCCUCCAGACCGAAGCUCGGCCCAGUCAGGGGCUCCCGAUAAUCCAGAGCCCGCCCUCCUCCCCAGCCCAUCGGGACUCAGCCUACAUCUCUAGCUCACCGCUCGGCUCGCAUCAGGUCUUUGACUUCCGUUCCAGUAGUUCUGUAGGCUCUCCCACCAGACAGAGCUAUCAGUCCACCUCACCCGCUCUUUCUCCAACUCACCAGAACUCUCAUUACAGGCCCAGCCCACCACAUACGUCCCCAGCCCACCAGAGCGGGUCUUACCGCUUUAGCCCCCCUCCCGUGGGAGGGCCAGGCAAGGACUAUCCAAGCCCUCCUCCGUCCCCCCUCCGUAGAGGCCCUCAGUACCGGGCCAGCCCUCCAGCUGAAAGCAUGAGUGUCUACAGAUCCCAGUCGGGCUCACCCGUGCGCUAUCAGCAAGAAACAAAUGUUAGUCAGCUUCCUGGCAGACCAAAAUCUCCAUUAUCCAAAAUGGCCCAGCGGCCCUAUCAGAUGCCUCAGCUUCCUGUGGCAGUUCCCCAGCAAGGGCUCAGGCUACAGCCUGCCAAGGCCCAGAUUGUGAGAAGCAACCAGCCCAGCUCAGCGGUUCAUUCAAGCACCGUCCUCUCCACAGGGGCCUAUGGCCAAGUAGCCCACUCAAUGUCUAGUAAAUACCAGUCUUCGCAAGGAGACAUGGGAGUAAGUCAGAGCCGGUUGGUUUAUCAAGGGUCAAUUGGGGGGAUUGUAGGGGAUGGGAGGCCCGUGCAGCACGUCCAGGCCAGCCUGAGUGCAGGUGCCAUCUGUCAGCAUGGAGGGUUGGCCAAAGAAGACCUUCCACAGCGACCUUCCUCAGCAUAUCGAGGUGGUAUGAGAUACAGCCAGACACCACAGAUUGGCCGUAGCCAGUCUGCAUCCUAUUACCCGGUCUGUCACUCAAAACUAGAUCUGGAGCGCUCCUCCAGCCAACUAGGUUCCCCUGAUGUGUCACAUUUAAUCAGAAGACCUAUUAGUGUCAACCCUAAUGAAAUCAAGCCCCACCCACCAACUCCCAGGCCAUUGCUGCACUCCCAAAGCGUAGGCCUGCGCUUCUCUCCAUCUAGCAAUAGUAUCUCAUCAGCCUCCAACCUCACUCCUACCUUCCGGCCAUCUUCCUCGAUUCAACAAAUGGAGAUCCCACUAAAACCGGCGUAUGAUAGGUCAUGUGACGAGCUGUCACCGGUGUCUCCCACUCAGGGAGGUUACCCCAGUGAGCCCACCCGAUCCAGGACCACACCAUUCAUGGGGAUCAUAGAUAAAACAGCCCGGACUCAACAGUACCCCCACCUUCACCAGCAGAAUCGGACCUGGGCCGUGUCAUCCGUGGAUACCGUUCUCAGUCCCACGUCUCCAGGCAACCUGCCUCAGCCUGAGUCCUUCAGUCCACCAUCAUCCAUCAGCAACAUUGCCUUUUAUAACAAAACCAACAAUGCACAGAAUGGCCAUUUGCUGGAGGACGAUUAUUACAGCCCCCAUGGGAUGCUGGCUAAUGGGUCCCGCGGAGACCUCCUGGAGAGAGUCGGCCAGGCCUCCUCAUACCCCGAUGUGAAGGUGGCGCGGACCCUCCCUGUGGCUCAGGCAUAUCAGGACAACCUGUACCGGCAGCUGUCCCGGGACUCUCGACAAGGGCAGACAUCCCCUAUCAAACCAAAGAGACCAUUUGUGGAGUCUAAUGUUUAAAAGACGUUCGUUGGAGUGAGACCCAUAUGUUUUCACUGCACAUCUUCAGGCUUGGUUUCCACAUCUGAGGUAGUUCUCUGGCUUAAUUUCUCAUGCAGUUUCUGUGUGGUGUUUAGAGGUGGCAGCCCCGUGCUGGAGUUCUUUGCAUGCAGCCGACUGGGAAGCUGGCCUCCCGUGAGCCAGGACUUCAGUUUCUCUCGUCUGUGCCCCAGCCACAUGCUCUCUCCCUCUCUUCCGAUGCCAGCGAGGAGAUUGUUGUGCCGUGUGCUUUAACCCAGGGAGAUCAGACACACUGGUCAGCUUUUUCCAGGAGACAAUCGCUUUCACUGAUGUUCUUGUUGUGUAAAUGUCUUUCUCCUUUUUUACAAAAAUAAGAUGUUCUUGUUCGUUUUCUUCUAGGAACUUUAGAAAGAGUAUGACGCCCCUUUGCCUUUGCAUUCUUAUCCAGUGUUAUCCAAAUAGCCAACCCCAGUGCAUUCUUGUGCCAUGGUGUCCUCCCCUGGACUGCCAGCUCCCUGCAGUCAUCAGGUCUAGAAUGUUCAUUUAGAUUAUCGCUGGUCUUCCUACGGGGGCAAAAGGAUCAAGGAGAAAGAGAAGAAACAGGUCGAUUAAAUUAGAAGAAAAAAAAUAUAUAUAUAUAUAUAAUUAUUUGAAAUGUCACUAUGUUGAUUUUUCAAGAAGCAUUUUAUGAAUAUUUAAAGAACAACUAGCCCUUUAAAUAGUUCACCCAGCCAAGGAAAUUGGAUGAGAAUCAUGGAUAUUUUUAAAUAAUCCACUGAGAGUUAUCCUUUAGGUUUUUAGCCAACAAUUAACUAUUAAAAGCUAUUGAUUUUCCAUGGUGGGGGGGGGGAUACAUAAAUACAUAGAAAGAGAGAGGAAGAAAGACUGUUCUGGAUUCUCAGAAAAAGGCUAUAGAAAAUCUCUUGUCUUGGCGAAGUCUACUUUUUAAGUCCUGGUACAUCACUGAGCAUCAUAUCUCAUAAAAGCAAACUCUUCGCCAAAGUUUGGUACAAUAGUCCUGUCGGGUCUUCACCUGGAGCCACAUUGUGUUCUACUGGCCCUCUUUCUUUUAAACCCACAUGGUACCGUGAAGAAAUUGGUUCUUUGAGAAGCAAAUUGAAUUCUCUUGGGGCUGUAAGACUUUAUUCCUGGAGUUUGCACCCAGGACUGUUGCACCCCAUGCCAGGUGUCGUCUGAUUCUGUUUCAAGAUCUAUAGUUUCAUUAUCUGUUUACUCUAGGGAUUGUUUCUUCGUUUCUUUCUCUAGGUAGGAGGGUUUGGGGAGUGAUCUUUGAAAACCAGGCACAGUGAAGUGUUUCAGGGAGCAGACAGACCCCUUUCAGCCCUGGGUGGGGGAACAUGAGAUAGAUAGCAGGUCCUCUGAUGCAGUUACCCUCCACACUUCUUCUGUGUCUUGAGGUCGUUUGCUGACCUGUCCUUUGCGUGACUGAGGCCAGCACAAGAUGGACAGCAAGAACACUGAAACCAAAGCCUUAGCACAGGCCUGGUACUGACUGCGCAUCAGCUCUUAGAACUGAAGAAGCUGAACAACAGAGAAUCAGUUCUCUGUUAACUACGAAUCAUUCUGCUCUUGUGAGUAAAGAAAGGGCUAUAGGAAGGGCUGUUUCCUGAAUAAAAAUCCAGAUGUGACCAGACCUGUUUGUCAUAGUAAGUGUCCUCUGAAAGUAUCACUAAGACCUGGGGAGCAUGCAGCUGAGAUCAGAAACAUUUCUCUACCAAUUUAGAUUCUGCCAAAUAGACGGACCCCUCAGCCCCCAAGCCCGACACAGGCCAGGACUUGUCUCGGGGCCAGCUCAAGACCCAGAAUCUUCCCACUCUCAGAUGCCCAGGGACUGUCUCCUACUCAGACCAGGGUGGGCGCCAGUGUCUUGUCCCUUCCCUUCCCUUCCCCCUCUCUUGCUUCCAUCUAGAAGGGGAAGCGUAGAGCUGUAGCAUCAGCCUGCAGCCAGGAGCCCAGCUCCCGCUUUGUCCAGGUCUCAGCCCUACAGGGCCCUUCGCAUCUCACCCCUCCCUGCCCACCUCUCACUGAGGAGCUGCUGCUACAUUCUGAAAGAUGUCCGUGUCUGUGAGGAAAGUGCCCCUGUGUGUCUGGAAUGCCACACACACCACCUGCACUCAGCUGUCUAGGUGAGCGAGCAGCUUCUGCACCUCCCAGACAUGCCACUGAUGCCACUUGUCCCCAGGGUCUCUCUCGCUUUCCUGGACAAACCGGAGGUUUAGGGUCUAUGCCUUAUUGGGCAAAACACUUAAAACAGUCAAAAUGCCAUUCUUUUUUAGCCAUUAUAAGAGGGAGUGAAUGUCACUACUGGGCGCCGGUUGAGUUUGACUAGAAAAUGCCUACUGGACCUGAUUGGGGGCAGGAGACCAUUUUUCCUUGCUCAGCUGACUGCCCAUGCCCUGUUGUGCUACUUCACUGCCAUGGGAUGAUCUUAGUACUGUAUCCCGGAGACGCCCUCUCCCCCAGCAGCACUCACUGAGUCCGUGUCUGGCUUCUGGUGGGGGAAGUUUUUCAGAUGAAACUGGUUAAGUUCCAGUCACCCAAUUCACACACCCUGAAAUGGAGACAGUGGUAACAAACUUUAGCCUCUAGGUUUCUCACCAAAUUGUACGUUUGUGUUCACCCAGAAUUCUUGCACUAAUGGGUUUCCAUCACAUCAUGUCUAUAAAUGGGUGCACUUUACUGUUUGAAUUUGUAACUCUGAUAAAUACUGGAUAUUUAAGUGUGCGUAAUGUCUUCAUUAGAAAAUAGCAGAACCGCUCUUGUCUUUUAGUGUAUCUUUCAAGGGAAAAAAAAGGAAAAAAAGGAAAGAAAUCAAGCAGUGGAUCACAACAUUUAUAGCACAAGAAAUAACUGUUGUAUAUAAGCAUCAAAAGGAUUAAGAAUUUUUAAAUACAAAAAAUAUUUGCAGUGAUUUUAAAGUGCUUUUCCAGCAAUUUUCUUAGGGACUCCUGAGACAUGGUUACUUUAUUUACUGGAUCAGUAAGGCACACAAUUAACAAUUAAAAAUUAAUGUUUAUUUACAAAGUAAAGGGAAAACCUGUGUAACAUGAGAAUUUGGCAUGGACAAAAUGGAGACCAUUUUGUAUCUGCUGUUGUAUCUUGUCCGGGUUGCAGACGUGCACUAUUAAAGCCCCAAAUUAAUAGAGCACAAACCCUUCUUGUUCCUCUCCCACGUGCCCCUCUUUCUAGAUGUGUUUAACUUAAACUCGAAGGCUCAGGAAAAUUCCACUAAUUAGAAUCAUGUACAGUACCCCAGGUCGUUGUCCAGAGAUACAAGUUUGCUAAUUUAGUUAAGCCUGGAUUAUUAAACACUUUUCCUAAAUUAUUGUAAACAGAACAGCCUAGAGAAAGGUAUUCUCAGUCCUUAUAUUGUAUAGUUGUUUAUGAACCCCUCUCUAAAUAUUGGUAUUUUUAUAUCCCAGAGAUGUACCCAAUAGAAAAAUUAACCAGUAUCUAAUUUAAUAUCCAUAAGUAUUUUCCUUAGAUUUUAGUCAUAUACAGUGGGUUAUGUAGACGUCACCUUGCUUCAACCAUAUUCUACCACUAGGUGUCACUGUGGCUCUGCACCAGGCUCGUCUGGUGGCAAAGACCGGCAGCGCGUCCUCUGGAGGGGCUGCUUCCAGGGCAGCAGGCAGGCCCAGAGGGUUCAGGAAGGAGGGGACAAAGACCUGGAAAGGGGUCUUCACGCAUCCGUGCCAGUCGUGGCAAGAUAAGCUCUUUGACCGCUACCUGCUUUGGACCUUCAGCCAGGCAGAGGCCCGGAGAAUGUUGACUAGAACUCCCUUCCUCUGAUGGCCGGGUGGGUAUGAGGAAGUCUCCUUUACUCCCCAUAAGCUCCCCUCUCAGUUCCUCUUGGCCUCCAACUUGUACAACUCCAGAGAUGUCACAGGUGGGUGGUUUGGUUCAAAAAUAGUUAUUUUUCUACUGCAGAAAUGCCUUGGACAAAACCAGUUGCUCACUGAACCUUUGCCACAAAAUGGAACAGGCUCCCCAGGGGGCAGGGUGUCCCCUCCCUGUCCCAGCCUCUCCCACCCUGUCUGUCUGUCCUUGGGCUGCCCACUUCUCACGAAGCCAACUUGCAAAGGCAGCCUGCUGCUGCUUCCACACCAAGGCCUGUGCCGCCCCGUUGCGCGCACGUUGGGAGGUGUGGCAUUUUCUCCUUUUCCUCUAGGAAUUCCAGACUGACCAUCUACCAUGACUAACAACAAUGAACAAAAAGGGCUUAGGGGUAAGAGCUACCUACAAAGACGUGUCAUGGAAACCUUCACCAUGCAAUGCCUUGAACUCAGCUCUGGCUGCUCCCAAGAAAAGGUGGCUGGCUGGGGGCCUGGACACAAGCACAAUGGGAAUGGUGGAGCCACUGUGCAGAGCUACUUGAAUAAUCACUGGGUCUUCAUCAACUCCUUUUAUAACACAGACCACUCAAGGGCUGAAGUGUUGGUAACCUGCAUUUCGGUGUCCAAUGCCUCACAGCUGCUGAACCACCCUGAGAUGCUUGUGGCCACGUGAUGGCCACAGUCAGAGCUUUGAAAGUCAGUACCAAAUGAAUGCGUAAUUGGACACCAAAAAUCAAGUGUUACUUUCAUGUUUCCUCACCCAUACCAUCUCACUUCUUCCUGCUGACUCUGAUAAUCUCCACUAAGCUGACCUGUCGGGUUUUUAGCUGAAUGCAUAUAGAUGCAGGCCAGCAUCACUCUUGUUUUUCAGACAGACCUACUCUGUGGACAGGAAGGAGCCUAGCUGCUUUGUUUUUGUAGCACUUACUGGCUGGAGUUUUCUUUUGCCUAAUCGCUAACCAGAACACCUGGUUAGGGGGACGCCACUCGAUCCCUUCGGUCCCCAGGACCAGACAGAGAGUUAAUUCUGGAAAAUUUAGUACUUGAAUGUACCUGCCUUAUUGUGUACCAGCUUACUGGAAAAAAAGAUAGAAAAGCCGGCUCCAGAUCUCUCCUCCAUUCACAGGUUAUUUUGGAAAUCCUGUAAGUUACACUUCCUGUUCUAGUUUAUUUUUGUUUUUGUUUUUUCCUUUGGCUGAUUCCUGCUGAGUGGGGCCAGUUCCUCCUCAGGCUCAGGGCAGGUGCCAUUCUCAGGCAUGGCCUCCUUUCCAUCCAGCGCAGCAUCUCCGUCUCUGUUCUGUCUCCUCCAAAUCCAAGAUGAUUUUAAUUAGUACAGACAUGUACAGUCUACAAUUAAAGAGUGAUUUGUACUAAUAUGAUUUUGAUUCUUCCUCCUCUUUGCUGUCCUUUCAAGACACUUGCUGGAAAAAGCUUUAAUGCACUUAGUUUUCCUUUAGGUUUUCUAUGACUCAGAUGUAAAGGACUUUCUCUGUACAGUAUAUUAUCCAAUGCAUGUUUGUUCUCUCUCCCGAUAUAUUGAACACCACACAGUUGUGAACUCGUGCAGUGGGGAUGUCCCGCACCCCACAGAGGCAUCUAGCCCCCUGUGUAUAAGGAAAGACAUUUUCCUUUGCUGUACUUGCUUGAGCAGUUGUAUUGUCUGUACAUGUGAGCUGUGUGAGGUAGAUGUGAAAAGGUAAAUGAAUGCAUUCUCCUGCCCAUGUGUACAGAUCGCCAUCCGUACAAUGAACCGUAUGUAUGAAAGCAAAUGUACUUAUUUAUAAAGGGUAACACUUGGAAAAACA
This is a messenger RNA of Leopardus geoffroyi (Geoffroy's cat), 12455 nucleotides long. RefSeq names its product tetratricopeptide repeat, ankyrin repeat and coiled-coil containing 2 (gene TANC2). The transcript has 25 exons. The record is from RefSeq and is a predicted model, not a curated record. Gene Ontology annotation, cellular component: dendritic spine. Bases 1064 to 6793 code for a protein of 1909 amino acids. Gene Ontology annotation, molecular function: protein binding. Gene Ontology annotation, biological process: regulation of dendritic spine morphogenesis. Lineage: Eukaryota; Metazoa; Chordata; Mammalia; Carnivora; Felidae.